This is a messenger RNA of Aureobasidium uvarum, 741 nucleotides long. The record is from the annotation of a GenBank genome assembly. Lineage: Eukaryota; Fungi; Ascomycota; Dothideomycetes; Dothideales; Saccotheciaceae.
AUGAAGUCAACAGUCUACCCUCUGACCAUCCUCGCUGGCUUGCUGGCCUCCACAAAAGCAAACCCUCUCCCUGUCCCUGUCGACACAAGCCUCAAGGAGUGCGGUAACCAAUGGUACAGCCCAAGCAGCUAUACCUGCCGAGUCGGAGCUGAUAGUAACGCCCUCUGCCCGGUCGUUAACGGCGAAGCCAUGGAGGACUGCAACGGCGCCUGCUACACACCUUACCGCUACAACUGCAGCGGAACGACUCUUGUUGAGAAUCCCAGAAAGACCAGUGGAACCUUCACUCUUACUGCCAGCAAUCCGGAUCAGCCCUUUGACGGCGAACCUAUCCAAGCUGCUGGUAUGCACUUCUGGGUUGGAGGACAUGCUGCCACCUACUGUCCAUCAAACGUCGGCAGUAUCUGCACCUCGUUUCCCAAUGACACUACCCUCAUCGGCAACGGCUACAUGAGCAUCUACUGGCAGAAGGACGGAUCAAUGGCCUUCACCCAAGCACACUCGUCUCAGCAGUACAACUUGAGCUACUACGGCGGCGGCAUUACCUACGAGGGUGGUGGCUACUUUGGACCCAACGGAGAGGACUUGAUCACUUGUCCCGUCACGCCAGAAGGCAGCAACACGACAGCCUGGAAGCUCUUCGCACGUCUGUCCGGUGUUGGAUUCCCAAGCUCGUGCGUCGGAUUGUACGUUGUCGUCCACGACCAGAACAUCACAGCAGGUGCUUGGCAGUACACCUAG